Molecule: messenger RNA, 312 nt
Organism: Monoraphidium neglectum
Lineage: Eukaryota; Viridiplantae; Chlorophyta; Chlorophyceae; Sphaeropleales; Selenastraceae
Product: peptidyl-tRNA hydrolase, PTH2 family
Exons: 3
Coding region: 1-312 (103 amino acids)
Cellular component (GO): mitochondrion; cytosol
Molecular function (GO): peptidyl-tRNA hydrolase activity
Source: RefSeq, a predicted model, not a curated record
AUGGGCAAGGGGAAGAUAGGUGCCCAGUGCGCGCACGCGGCGGUGGGCAUCCUGGGCCGCUACCGCGGGCGCCACGAAGCGGUGUUCAGGCAGUGGGAGGCGAGCGGGCAGCCCAAGAUCGCGUUGAAGGUCAAAGAUGAGGAGGCCAUGGCUGACCUGGCGGAGCGUGCGCAGCAGUGCGGGCUGAUGUGCUACAUCGUGCGCGACGCUGGCCGCACCCAGAUCGCCGCAGGCUCCCAGACGGUGCUGGCCAUAGGGCCCGCACCCAAGAGCCGCGUCGAUCAAGUGACCGGCCACCUGCCACUGAUGUAA